CAUUAACAAAUUGUCCUACGCAAGCUCGUCCUGUACUACUCGGUCCGGAGAAAUAUGCUUGAAGCUGACCCAACUUCUUGACGUCUGAAAAUCAAUAAAGUGAGACUGAGAGACAAGAUGCAUGUCAUACGCAUUUUUAUAUAUGUAUGUUGUGGAGCGUGCGCGUGGUAGUGAAUAAGAAAAUUAUAGAACUACUUCGAGCGCCAUCGAAAGGCCAGCGAAUAAAGUAUUCAAGAACAUGAUGACGAGAGAGUACAUCUAAAGAUGACGGCACGACUUCUUCCCUCUGCCGCUCGCACGGCGUUGUUUGCGUAUGUGGGAUUGCGAUUAUCUGGCACACUCCUUCACUUCGGCGAUAAUAUCCUUCAUCUGACAUCGCGGAUAUUGAUUCCAUGGGAAUGGGAGCACGUGGGACUCGAAAAUUAUGCUGCCGAGAGGGAAGUACAAGUAGGACGAGCAUGGGAACCCCGAAUCGACCCCGAUCUUCAUUCCGAUCCAGCAUUGUCGUGUUCAGCGUCGGGGCGAGAAGGUCAUAUGUUGUCGAACACUGGCGGCGACAAUCAAGACGCACGUCAGAGGACUUGCGCAACGGACGUAUCAUCUGCAAUCCGGACAAGGUCGAGUUCCCCGUCAAAGAACGUCGCUAAAUUAGCCAGUAUAGUGACACGACCUGGACCUCGUGAAAGUUUCUUUGCUUUCGCUCAACCGCCACCUGCUCCAACCUCGCUGGAGCGAUUGCAGCAGCAACAAGCGCUGCUGAGCACUAGAGACCCCUAUGUGGAGACUUUAGCAGGCCUGGUCCAACAAGGUUCUUGGAUGAUUGGCGCUAGUGGGUGGGCAGAGUUGGGGAGUCUCUUUACAAAUGCUGGCACUGGCAUAGGAAUCGUUCUGGGUUUGGGACCCGAUGCAAAUUGGGCCCGACAAUUCCUUCAGCAAUGGAAAAAUGGCGUACUGUACUUGUGCGAUCCGUUCAUUCACAUCUUUUUAUGGAGUGAAGGCCUCCUGGACGAAGUCUAAUCACGAUCGGUCUGUACUGUAGUGUUGACGGCCAACUUUUUCCUCUAGUCGAACAACAGGAACAGAUGAAUUUGAAUAGGAGGGGAAACGCCGACGACUUCUAGACUGGGUAUUUGUAGAAGGUCUACUGUCCCUAUUGAUCGCCACCCUUCCUAAUACUCAAUGGCUACGAUGACCCUGAGUUUAACGUCGACGAUCGAACGCAUCAGAUAAACUACGAGAACAUUCGGGUUACCCUGAUGCAAGACACGACAAUACAAGGCCGAUAUAGUAUGGUACUUCUAAUAAGUACGUAGUCCUCGGUCGUUUUCGGAAGGAUCUUUGAUGGCUCUGCGAGUAAGCAUGAUGAAGAGAUCAAAUCAAUGCUCCUGCAGGUGCAGCAGAUAUAAUACCUGGUGAGCAUCUUUUUUCUACGGUGUCUUAGAAGCAAACUCCGUCUGCGUCGACCACACAGCAUCAUCAUGUUCAUGCCUUCUCGACCUUGAACCAAGGUGCGGGAAUUUAGUUUCAGCUUCUUCCGGUUAUGGAUGAAGCAGGAUCCGCGAUACGAGUUUGGGGAUAUACCACCUCGAUUGGUUUUCGUCGAUAACAAUCCGGGGAAAGAUGCAGUAUUGCGGGAUAUGACCGACUGGUGGGAAAUACUUUUGCCUGGUGGGGUCAUGGCUGGAGCACGCGCGGGACAUCCAGGUGUAAGAGAAGCGGUGGAAACAUUCGCGAAGAGUUAUGAUUUUUCUUGAACUUUUUAUAAAUAUUUAUUUUCAUCAUUAGAGAGUACGAGAACUAGCACAACGGGUUGUGUCGAGAUAUUGAUGAAGUGAUGGAAACCACAACACGGAACGAUCAGCGAAGCAUCUCUUGUUUUGACUUUGUCUUCCGCCUCUAAACAAAAAACAACUUGGAGCCGAUGCUAGUGCUAGAGCCGGGAGAUGUCGGCUGGAUGCUGCUGAAAGCAAACGACGACGCAGCCAACGAAGAAUACAUCCGGAGGCAGCAAGAAUGGAGCACCAAAGCGAAAAAAGCUCUCGAGGACGAGCGCGCGAAAGAAGAGAAGGAAAAGGCCGCACUUGGUCAACAACAAAGCGCUCCACCACCAGAAGGCCGGCGAGGUGGAGAACUCUAGACAGAUGGGGGGCUAAGUGGACUCUAAUCAGAGAUUUGUGAUCAGGAGAGGGAAAGUUCAAUUUGCUUCCCAGUACAACUGCAAGAACAGCCAUUUUUCUAUUCCUUUGAUAGCCAAUUCACGAUCAACGGGAAAACGAAAUAAUGUUUUUGGCAAAGUGGUCUGCGACCUGCUCCUGCAGCUGCUUCACACCUCCCACGUCGUCGGGAAGAUCCAACAAAAUAACUUCUAUUACAAGAGAGCGCAGGCGCGCAUCUAGAUGCGACCCCUCGAAGAUGAGAUGAAGAGAUGCGGAAGAGACAUAUGGCAGUUGG
Amoebophrya sp. A25 is the source of this 2451-nucleotide messenger RNA. Lineage: Eukaryota; Dinophyceae; Syndiniales; Amoebophryaceae. The record is from the annotation of a GenBank genome assembly.